This is a messenger RNA of Sphaeroforma arctica JP610, 426 nucleotides long. RefSeq lists its product as hypothetical. The record is from RefSeq and is a predicted model, not a curated record. The coding region runs from base 1 to 354 and encodes 117 amino acids. NCBI's taxonomy places the organism in Eukaryota, Ichthyosporea, Ichthyophonida. The transcript has a single exon.
AUGAUCCGCCUAGGAACACUCAGAGUAAAGGGUCUAGCAUUGGAAUUUAACUUCGACGAAACCGAAUUCGAACAUACUUUGUUGAGAGAACUAACCAUUGAAGGGACCGAGAGGAAGGAUCAUAUAAAUUUCCUAAACAAUGUAGAGUCUAUGUUCCCCAGUCUACGAGUUCUACGCGUGCCGGCAGAUGUUGGUUGUUUCUUGCUAGACGAGGAUUAUGAGACUUAUGAGACUGAUUUCGAAUUGCAGGUACCGCUUUUUGAGAAACACAAGGUGCGGGAAGGUCAAGCUCUGGGCUUUUAUUGGCCACUUCCGAAGCCCUGGUAUGAUGACAAUCGCAUUGUCGAUCGAUGAAGGGAAAAGUGCUGACAGCUGACCUCUCACACUGAAAUUUUAGCAACAGAAUAAAAUUGAUUUGUCCCUCGA